AUGGCGCUGCGCAAGUCACCAGCAAAAACAAAUGCAUCUGAGUGUGUCAGGCAAAACGCGGAAAACGAAGGGUUCUCCAUAUAUAACCUACGGACCAGAGCCUUUUUUGGUGCAUCGUUUUUCGCCCUUUUAUAUAUCCUACUACUGAAUAUCUGCACAUGUGAAAGUGGUAAUAAUGGCCUCUCCCAAUUGCUCCUAAAUCAUCGACGACCAAGGUCCUUGUGUCAAAGAAUUAGGCUCACCACAUGUGGUCCUGUAGUAACUCAAGAUUUACCAAAUCCAUGUUGCAAAAAAAGAAACAACAAACCAUUACCCGGUGAAUCAGUGGAAGAAUAUUUGGACAGAUCAUGCGGUCGUGUGGAACUUACAGAUGAAAUGAUGGAUAAACUAAAAUCGUGUGACCCUGAUAUAACAGAAGAAGUCAUGUGCGCAAUAUAUUCAACUCUAUACAGUCAAUAUGUAUCAAAUUUUAGGGAUCUUAUGGAAUACUUGUGUAUGGCAACUUCUAUGUUAGCAGAUAUUUAUGAACACGAUAAAAGUUUUCAAAAUAAAUGUUGGCUCCAUCAACAUAAAAAACUUGGAAAAGAACUUAUAAAACUAUCAGAUAAGGAUGAUCAAGGCUUUAAACAAUUUCUAAAAGAAACUAAGAUCUGCACAAAAAGUGAUUUCGUCCAAUUUUUAGAUGAAUGUAUGAAUAGGUGGAACGAUUUUAUUAAGAAACACAAAGACGAAGCUUACGCCGAAUUGACAGAAGCUUUUCGAAGUGGUAAAUUGUAG
Messenger RNA from Plasmodium coatneyi, 777 nucleotides. RefSeq lists its product as uncharacterized. Lineage: Eukaryota; Apicomplexa; Aconoidasida; Haemosporida; Plasmodiidae. The transcript has 2 exons. The record is from RefSeq and is a predicted model, not a curated record. Bases 1 to 777 code for a protein of 258 amino acids.